Messenger RNA from Mangifera indica (mango), 1894 nucleotides. Its product is annotated as phosphatidate cytidylyltransferase, mitochondrial-like. Gene Ontology annotation, molecular function: phosphatidate cytidylyltransferase activity. Gene Ontology annotation, biological process: CDP-diacylglycerol biosynthetic process; cardiolipin biosynthetic process. The transcript has 10 exons. The record is from RefSeq and is a predicted model, not a curated record. NCBI's taxonomy places the organism in Eukaryota, Viridiplantae, Streptophyta, Magnoliopsida, Sapindales, Anacardiaceae. Gene Ontology annotation, cellular component: mitochondrion. Bases 743 to 1588 code for a protein of 281 amino acids.
AUUGGUAUCAACUGAACCCUAAUAUUUAUUGACAGGAUAUAGAUGAUUGGAUUUUGAAUGGCUUUAUGUUCGAAAAACAAAAAUUCAAAUCAAUUUUAUCACGAAUAAAUAUAAAUUGGUGCAAUAAAUUUGACUAUAAAUUUCGGUAUAUAUGGGUACGCUGGCAAACUCUUAAUAAGCCAGUUGAGAAGGGCUCUCUUUUGUCAGAUGCUAAGAAGGUGAAACUGAAGAGUCAGAAUCCGCAGCAUCGCUUGUUUCAUCUGCUUCCUCUGCUUAAAAUUUUAUCGAGCCAAGAAGCAACAACACAUUUUGGCAGUGCACGUUCAUCGUUUGAAAAAAUUCCUCUUUGAAACUGAUCGUUCUGUUUUCAACUUUCGUUUUCGAGUGAAAAAUGAGCUGAAGCUAGCCCUUUUCUUUUUUCAAUAAUAUUAUUGCUCUGGCUCAAAGAAUGGGCCUUGUUAUGGAUGAUUAAAAGUUCUCGUCAUAUGGGGUUGUGUAAAUAACUCUGUAUUUGUAUCAUCUUUUUGCUUGGUUUCAAGUUUGUGAUGGUUUCAAUUGUUUUGAUUUGUGAUUGAAUUGUAGUUUGAAGAUUGGAGAAUGAGAAGAGGGCCGAGUUAGUGAGCUUUUUAAAAGCUGUUCCCUCUGUAGAAUUCUGUUGUGUUUAUGGCUCCACUUUGCAUCCAAACAAUAAAGACAAGUCAGCCAUGGUUGACUAUAUUCUUGGAGUAUCCGAUCCUCUGCAAUGGCAUUCUCAGAUCAUUAUGCAUCCUGGUUGAGGUUGCUUGGCGGGGCAAGGCUGAUUACACAAGUUGCAGAUGAUAUAGGUGUAGGAGUACACUUUAACCCAUUUGUUAUCUGGAAUGACAAGAUGUUGAAGUACGGGGUUGUUCGAAUGCGUGACUUGGUACAAGAUGUACUGAACUGGGAGAAAAUUUACUUAAGUGGUCGUCUACAGAAACCGGUACAUAUACUUGUGGAUAAUCUGGAUAUUGCAAACACAAACUCUGUUAAUUUGAGGGCUGCAUUGUCUGCUGCUCUUCUGCUCUUGCCCUCCAAGUUCACACAGGAAGAUCUGUUUGCCAAAAUAUGUAGCCUUUCAUAUAUGGGAGAUUUGCGGAUGCUUUUUGCAGAGGACAAAAACAAGGUGAAGAAGAUUGUGCAAGGGCAGUUUGAUCUAUUCCACUCAAUGUAUAAGCCAUUUCUUCAAGAAUAUGAGGCCAGAGACUUCUUGAGAGUCUCAUUAUCUGGAACUGACCAAGCAAAUAUAUCACAGGAUUGCGGCUUACCAGUCACUUGUUCCCUUGUAUCUUCUCUUCCACUGGCAAUUAGAAGCCAAAUGGGGAAGAAGCUUGGACAGAAGAAGAUAAUAAAUGAAUUACGUAAUGCUCAUUUUGCAGGUCAAGCUAUAAAUGAAGUUAUAAUUGGUUCAAGAGAAGAGGCCUCCAAAUGCAUGCAGGGUGUUCUGCGGCGAAUUGUAAUGAUUUCUAGUGCAAGGCAGGCAGUUUCCGGUCUACUUGCUGUGGGUGGUAUCAAUGCCACUAAAUAUCUUGCUAAUAAAAUGCAGAAAGCCUGGAAAUCUUGGACUUAAAACUGUCCACUUCUUUCUCAAUUUUCACAUGAGAUUUUGUCAGGUGUAUUAUAACUUUUAAAUGAGAAUGUGUUAUCUUUACCACAAGCUGCCCUGGCUGUAAGUUAAUAAAUUGUGCAGACUAGCCAGCUUUAUACUUUAAUUAUUAGGAUUGGUUUUUGUUUGCUGAGGUAAUAUUGGGAGCAAGCAAGCCGCUCUUUGUAAUGAACAUCAUAUUUGUUCUUUGGAAGUGUUUAUGGCACGUGAAGAAUCGUACCACUAAAUACAUAAUUUUUCAAGUUUAAUCAAAAAGUAAUGCUAUGUGCA